Molecule: messenger RNA, 596 nt
Organism: Oryza brachyantha (malo sina)
Lineage: Eukaryota; Viridiplantae; Streptophyta; Magnoliopsida; Poales; Poaceae
Product: 60S acidic ribosomal protein P3-like
Exons: 2
Coding region: 72-434 (120 amino acids)
Biological process (GO): translational elongation
Cellular component (GO): ribosome
Molecular function (GO): structural constituent of ribosome
Source: RefSeq, a predicted model, not a curated record
AUCGCCUCGCCUCGCCUCGCCGCCAACCUUCACGAAGCCUCCUCCGCCGCCGCCGCCGCCGCAGAGGCGUCAUGGGCGUGUACACCUUCGUGUGCCGGAGCUCCGGCGACGAGUGGACGGCCAAGCAGCUCAAGGGCGAGCUCGAGGCCUCGGCCGCCACCCACUACGAGCUGCAGCGCCGCCUCGUCGCCGCCGCGUCCGCCGCCGACUCCGCCGCGGGAGUCCAGUCCUCCUUCGCCAUGGUCACCCCCAGCUCCGCCGUCUUCCAGGUGAUCAUUGGUGCCGUUGGUGGUGGUGCUGCGAUUGGUGGAGGUGCUGCCGCUGGUGGUGCUGCUGCUGGUGGAGCUGCCGCCGAGGCCCCCAAAGCCGAGGAGAAGAAGGAAGAGGAGAAGGAAGAAAGUGAAGAUGACCUUGGAUUCUCCCUCUUCGAUUAGAUUUUGCUUUCCUAUAUCCCACAAGUUUGUCAUGGUCUUUUUGCGGUAGUUUUGGUGUUUGAUGCCCAUGAACCAGAGGCUUGGCAACCUGCUAAAGUCUCUUAAGAUACCUUGACUUGUGGUCAUGAAUGUUGGCUAUAUAUCUGUGUGGUUUUCAGUUUA